This is a messenger RNA of Funneliformis mosseae, 282 nucleotides long. The record is from the annotation of a GenBank genome assembly. NCBI's taxonomy places the organism in Eukaryota, Fungi, Glomeromycota, Glomeromycetes, Glomerales, Glomeraceae.
AUGCCAAUGCCAGAAAGUGUUCUAACUGAUCAUAAAAUAAUUGAUGCUAUAUUAAAUAUAUAUAAGGAAAAGGAUAUGAUGGAUGAAGAUGAAUUUACACAUAUAUUAGAAAAAGUUAGUUUAAUGGAAGCGGAAAAUUCUGCAGAUAAAAUAAUAAGGUUUUUAUAUGAGCAAGAGCCAGAAUUUGGCGAAGUAAAUGAAGAAUUAAAAGUUCUAAAAGGAUUACAAAAGCGACAAGAUGACAACGAUGGGGAUGAUCGUUUCCUUAUCCCGUCGAAGUGA